GAAUGUGGGUGCUGUCGGGCAGUGUCGGGUGCAAGAAGCAGAUCAAUAGGCGGGCGACCAAGGCAGGGGUGGAGAGCGCGGUGCGGUGCGCGGCGCAUCGUUAAACCACUCUCGACCCGUUCGCAGCCCCGGCAUCACGCUCCAACGACCCAUCUUACCCGAUAGUUGACAUAAUAUCCAUCAAGUAGCGCUCUCCGCUGAACAUCAUGGAGCUCAAGUACUGGUGGUGGAUGAUGGCAGGACUGGCCCUCUUAUCGGUAGCGGUAGUUGCCGCAGAUGGCGAGGUGUGGGAGGAGAAUGACCAUGAAGUUCUCAUUCGAAGCGCAAGAGGCGCAAAAAAUAGAGAGGCAUGUCGAUAUGUGCGCGGUGCUUGGAGCGAAUGUGACUCCAAAACGAAUAUCCGCUCAAGGAAGUUGACUCUGAAAAAGGGCGAUCCGGCUAACUGUGAAGUUGUUAAAACCAUCCAGAAAAAGUGCAAGAGAACUUGCCGCUAUGAAAAGUCAUCUUGGAGCGAAUGCAGCAUCAAUGGGGAGAUGUCCAGGACCGAUAAGCUAAAGUCCAACAGCGAUUCGACUUGCGACCAAAGUAGGCGCAAAACUCGGAAAUGUAACAAGAAUAAGCAAGUCAAGCUUGCUAAAGAUAAGGGUACAGUGAAAAAGAAACUCCAUUAGCGGAUUACUUAAAGUCCAUUUUUCUUGUGAUUCAUUAGUAUUUUUGUUUCGCAGGUCGCAGAAAUCGCCAGUAAGGACAUGGGCUGCUUUGAAAAUUUUACGAUAAUUAUUAAUGAACAAUGUUUAUUCGUUGAUUCUCAUUUAUAUCUAAGCCUAGUGCCAAGUAGUUAUAUAGCUAAAUAUGAGAUUUCUUUUAAUCUUUCAAUGAAGCAGUAACUUUUACACUAGUUACAAUUUUUAUUACAAAAUCAAUUUAUCUCAAUACUAUUGGUAUUGUAUUAAUGUUAGAACUUUUUAGUAGAAUAUAUGUUUUAUUAAUUGUGGUAAGUUAAAUCUUUGAUAAUAAGAUAAUAAAAUAAGUACUUAAAA
Messenger RNA from Bombyx mori (domestic silkworm), 1040 nucleotides. It is a transcript of the gene Miple, whose product is annotated as pleiotrophin-like protein. The coding region runs from base 207 to 671 and encodes 154 amino acids. Gene Ontology annotation, molecular function: heparin binding; growth factor activity. The transcript is spliced from 4 exons. The record is from RefSeq and is a predicted model, not a curated record. Gene Ontology annotation, biological process: mesoderm morphogenesis. Gene Ontology annotation, cellular component: extracellular region. NCBI's taxonomy places the organism in Eukaryota, Metazoa, Arthropoda, Insecta, Lepidoptera, Bombycidae.